Messenger RNA from Galdieria sulphuraria, 1038 nucleotides. RefSeq lists its product as uncharacterized. The coding region runs from base 32 to 886 and encodes 284 amino acids. The transcript has 3 exons. NCBI's taxonomy places the organism in Eukaryota, Rhodophyta, Bangiophyceae, Galdieriales, Galdieriaceae. The record is from RefSeq and is a predicted model, not a curated record.
CAGUGAAUUUCAAGUUUAGAAAUUUUUCAAGAUGCAAGAGGAUUUGUCGUUCUCAUACUCAAAACGAUAUUCUGAAGGCGGCAAAGUUGCUAGAAUUAUAGACAACAUUGAAUUCCGACUGAAGGAUGACCUUUCUGAGCCUAAAAGAAGAAGAUUGGACGAAAGAGGUGUAAAACCUGUGGAAGAAGUGACUUUUGCAGAGUUAAAAUCAUAUAAUAGGGACCAGCUUCGAGCCUACUGUUACAUUUACGGAAUACCUCGCAAGAAGAAGGCGGAAAUGGAGUUGGACAUGGCGCGUUAUGCGUCAGCUUUUCAUCCCGGAGACCCUAGUUACGACCUUGCAACGUUUGAAAAUGUUGAAAGCACACUGUUACCCAAAAAUUCGUCGCCUACUAAUAAUUUACAUAGUACACCUUUUAGUCGUUCGUCCAUCUAUUACCAACCCAGUUCUACGGACUUGGACGGUGCUUCAGUUUCGCAGCCACUUAGACCUGCAAAUAUACGAAACGCUAAUCUUGGUUAUCCACAGAGUCACUAUAACAACAACUUUAACGUAGGUCGUGGUGAAAGAAUAGGAGUGGAUAGCACCGCAAUGAAUUUCAGAAAAGCUACGCCGUUUCGUCGAGUUGCUCCUAGUUCACGAAGCAUUGUUAAGCAACGAAUUGAAAAGAAUAGUACCAAAAAUCAGAGAGAACAUGCCAGACAAACGGCUGCAAAGUACAGGAUGGCUUUAGAUGGAUUGGGUCCUUUGAAAGUGCCUGUUGUUGCCAAUGCAGGCUCUUAUUUCCGUUCCUUUGAUGAAGUGUCUGAGAAGAAAAUACGAGACGAAGCAUUCGAGCGUUAUGAGGUAAUCAUAUUUACAAUUAUAAAAAAUUUGUUGCGCUAAGUCUUUUUGUUAUAUUCUAGAGAAAUAACAAGUUGUUGUUGGAGCUUUUUGAGAGGCCAAUUCAUGAGCCAAAUAUCCAUGUAAAGAACGACAAAAGUCCUCAAAUUGAACAGUUAAAGGAGCUGAUAAUGACAAAGGAUCCUCACUUUUCA